CUUUCUGCUGGAAUUCUAUUCCAUAAAUGAUUUUCACAGCAUAUUUCAGCUACCAAAGCAAUGUAAAUACUAACAAUUCAAUUUGUUCAACUACAGUUUCGGUUUCCUGAGAAAAUUCUCUUUAUUUUCCUGGAAAUUAUCUCCAGAAAGUUCUGCUCACCGAUCAGUAACAAAGGAUUGUUUUAGUUUUUAUUUCAAAGUAAACAUGAUUGGAUCAACGGAUUUUAUUGAUGAGAUAGAUUGUGGAAGCUUCUUUAAUGACCUCAUCGACUUCCCUAACGGAGAUGUCGAACUCGAAGCCUUCCACUCCACCGCUGCCACUGACGCCGCCUUGUUUCCUGCCAUUUGGACAACUCAGCACGAGUCAUUACCUUGUUCUGACUCAGUUUUCUCCCACAACAGUGCUUCAGACCCCUCCCCUGAACUCUUUGUUCCGUAUGAAGAUAUUGUUCAAUUGGGAUGGAUGUCAAACUUGGUUGAAGAUUCUCACCAUGGAGCAAGCUUAAUGACCAAGAAAGAAGAGUCAUCUUCGAUCAUUGAGGCAUCCUAUCAUCAAUUCCGGACUUGCAGUCCCGUUUCGGUUCUUGAAAGUAACAGUUCGAGCACAGGAGCUAAAACGUCGCUGGACAGUCCUGAAACAGCUGCUCCCAGGAAGCGUGGACGAGCACAAAGCAAACGUCCUCGUCUGACCACCUUCAAUCAUCUACCGGUAGGUCAGCCAAUCUCCCCAACUUCAUCUGUCAACGAGAGCGACAUUCCUCAGCCAUUUGCUAUCCCGAAGGAGCCAUUGGAUUCUGAGAAUUAUGCCGAGUCUCGACUUCUAAUCAAAUUACCGAAACAAGUUAAUCUGGAACAUAAGAAGGUGAAGACCAAGCUAUCACCUUCAUCUUCGGCAGCCAUUGCAGAUAAUAGUCAAAACCCAGCAAGACAAGUUGUUAGGAGAUGUAUGCAUUGUGAGAUAACAAAGACGCCACAAUGGAGGGCAGGGCCAAUGGGUCGGAAAACCCUUUGCAAUGCUUGCGGCGUCCGAUACAAGUCCGACAGGCUCUUCCCAGAGUACAGGCCUGCCGCAAGUCCGACGUUUGUUCCGUCAUUGCACUCGAAUUCUCACAAGAAAGUUGUGGAGAUGAGAACCAAAAGUAGUUCACUAGCGCCUACCACAACAAUGAGUGACAACAAUCCAGCAGAGUUGAUUCCAAAUAAAAGCAACCCAGCAUUGGGUUAUAUAUAAAGCAUAUUGCCACUUAUCUUCUCUAGAACUGAUUUUUCUGUAGCUUGCGCUUGAAGCAAUAUAAGGGGUUUUUGUGCAA
Messenger RNA from Hibiscus syriacus, 1310 nucleotides. Its product is annotated as GATA transcription factor 8-like. Lineage: Eukaryota; Viridiplantae; Streptophyta; Magnoliopsida; Malvales; Malvaceae. Gene Ontology annotation, biological process: regulation of DNA-templated transcription. The coding region runs from base 206 to 1231 and encodes 341 amino acids. The record is from RefSeq and is a predicted model, not a curated record. The transcript is spliced from 4 exons. Gene Ontology annotation, molecular function: sequence-specific DNA binding; zinc ion binding.